GUGACCCGGAAGUGCUUUUUUAGUGUUGCUGAAGAGAUGCUUAUUAAGACUCUGAUCUUAUUUUGAACAAUUCAUGGCUUAAUACAUUUCAUACACAGCGAUUAGCUAUAAUUUAACCGCAGAGAUAGCUACACACGAUCACAAUGAACUACAUGCCAGGGACCGCGAGUCUCAUCGAUGACAUAGACAAAAAGCAUCUUGUACUUCUUCGCGAUGGAAGAACGCUAAUUGGGUUUCUUAGAAGCAUCGACCAGUUUGCCAACCUAGUUUUCCAUCAAACAGUCGAGCGCAUCCACGUGGGCAAGAAGUUUGGGGACAUCCCCAGAGGAAUCUUCAUUGUGAGAGGAGAGAAUGUUGUUUUGCUUGGUGAAAUAGACAUGGAUAAGCCGUGUGACACAGUCUUGCAGCAGGUUUCUAUAGAGGAGAUCCUAGAGGAGCAGCGAUUGCAACAGCAAGCCAAGCAGGAGACAGAGAAAGCCAAGGUGACCGCACUGAAGGACAGAGGCCUAUCCAUCCCCAAGGCAGAUAAUCUUGAUGAAUACUGAAGGCACUUCUGUUCUAUUUUCCUCCGUUAUACUAGACUUCCCAGUUCUAUGUUGAAUAGGGGAUUAUUUUGGCGAUGGGGAGAAGAAUGUGUGGUUUAUAGAUGAAGCAGCGUACCGAUUUCAUUUUGAUAGUGGCUCAUUGGUUCGAAAGCAAGCAAUGAUUUAAGUGAUGCAUUUUUGUUAUAUUUGAUGACUGGCGUAAUGCAGGAAUUGAGGGUAGACCACACAAACUAGAUUGUCUGCAAGACUACAUUUGAUGCGAUAAAUCAAUUAAAUAUGAUUUUCAGACCACCAAACGUAUAACUUGUCAAUAGUACAUAACGAUGGAUUUUUUAUGUUUGUGUAAACAGACUUAAACUGUAAUGGUAAGAUUUGUUUUCCAUUAAAGUGUUUAUUUUAA
This is a messenger RNA of Salvelinus namaycush (lake trout), 945 nucleotides long. Its product is annotated as U6 snRNA-associated Sm-like protein LSm1. Gene Ontology annotation, molecular function: RNA cap binding. Lineage: Eukaryota; Metazoa; Chordata; Actinopteri; Salmoniformes; Salmonidae. Gene Ontology annotation, cellular component: P-body; Lsm1-7-Pat1 complex. The transcript has 4 exons. Gene Ontology annotation, biological process: deadenylation-dependent decapping of nuclear-transcribed mRNA. Bases 144 to 545 code for a protein of 133 amino acids. The record is from RefSeq and is a predicted model, not a curated record.